Molecule: messenger RNA, 1098 nt
Organism: Cladocopium goreaui
Lineage: Eukaryota; Dinophyceae; Suessiales; Symbiodiniaceae
Source: the annotation of a GenBank genome assembly
UUUCGGCUUGAGCGAAACGACUCCGCCUCUCGUCGCUGGUCUCAUUGGAGACCUACGCAAUCCUACGCACCCACGAUGAUGCGACGACUGCAAGCGGCGGAGGAGGGCGACCCAUGGUUCGCUCUCUUGUUGACCUGUUGUGCUGGCUUAGCCACCACCAUUGGUGCUGCCAUGGCCUUCUGUGUCAACACCAACGACAACCGGGUCUUUGCCAUUUGCCUCGCCAUCUCAGCUGGAGUCAUGACUUAUGUUUCCUUCGUUGAAAUCCUCUUCAAAGCAGCCGAAAAAUUUCAGGAGGCUGGCUAUGGCGAACACGAUGCCUUCUCGCUCGGAACCUUGGUGUUCUUUUGCGGCUUGGUGGUGUCCAUCUUCAUUGAGAUGGUCGCCAUGUGUUGCUUCAAGAGACAUUCCAUGGAGAAUAAAGCCUUUCACCACGGCAGCGCGCAAGAAGUGGCCCAAGCGCAUCAGGAUCCAGAUCAACUGGCCCGUGCCAUUUCUCCAGACAACCAGGAGCAGAAGGUGCAGGCAUCCGACGUGGAAGUGCAAAUGACCCAGUCUGGCCAGCAAAAGCCCUUGAGUGGCAUGGAACGAGUGAAUAUGCUGCAGAUGGCGGCCUUCUCUGGGGCAGCGAUUGCGUUGCACAACUUCCCAGAAGGCCUGGCCACCUUCGUGGCCACUUUGGAGGAUCCCAGCUUCGGGGUGCCCAUGGCCUUCGCCAUCGCCAUUCACAACAUCCCCGAAGGUUUGGCAGUGGCUGCGCCAAUCUUGAAGGCCACGAAUUCCAAGUGCAAGGCCUUUUUCUGGGCCUUCCUGUCCGGAAUGUCCGAGCCUUUAGGUGGUCUCUUGGCAUGGCUGGUGUUGAAGGAGAUAGUUGGCCCAGUGAUUGAUGCCAUUCUCUUUGGCAUCAUCGGUGGUGUCAUGAUCCACAUUUCCUUCCAGAAGCUACUGCCGACUGCGCUGAAAUAUGAUCCGGAGAACAAAUACACCGCGUACUCCUUCUUUGUUGGAAUGGCUGUGAUGGCUGCUUCUUUGGUUGUCUUUGGGUACUGAUUCAUCAGCCAUCAGUCUCAGUCUCUUAUCUUGGAUGUGCAUCCCACG